GCCUGGCGUGGGAGCCCAUUGGCUGAGCUGGCGCCGAGCCGGGAGCCCUGAUUGGCCGAGGGGCCUGAGGCCACAGAUUCCGGAAAGGGGAAGAGCAGCCAACAUGGCGGCGGAACGCGGCGCGGGCCAGCAACAGUCGCAGGAGAUGAUGGAGGUUGACAGGCGGGUCGAGUCUGAAGAAUCUGGCGAUGAGGAAGGGAAGAAGCAGAGCAGCGGUAUAGUGGCCGACCUCAGUGAGCAGAGCCUGAAGGAUGGAGAGGAGCAGGGAGAAGAGGACCCAGAAGGUACCAGGCCCAAAGGACAAGAGCUGCCUGUGGAUAUGGAAACCAUUAGCCUGGACAGAGAUGCAGAGGAUAUUGAUCUGAAUCACUACCGUAUUGGGAAAAUUGAGGGCUUUGAGGUGCUCAAGAAAGUGAAGACUCUCUGCCUCCGUCAAAAUUUAAUUAAAUGCAUUGAAAAUCUGGGGGAGUUACAGAGUCUGCGAGAGCUGGAUCUUUAUGACAACCAAAUCAAGAAGAUUGAGAAUCUGGAGGCGCUAACGCAUUUGGAGAUUCUAGAUAUUUCUUUCAAUCUGCUGAGAAACAUUGAAGGAGUUGACAAGCUGACGCGACUGAGGAAGCUCUUCUUGGUUAACAAUAAAAUCAGUAAAAUUGAGAACAUAAGCAACUUACACCAGCUGCAGAUGCUGGAGCUGGGGUCCAAUCGCAUCCGGGCAAUUGAAAAUAUUGACACGUUAACCAGUCUGGAGAGUUUGUUUUUGGGGAAAAACAAGAUCACUAAGCUUCAGAACCUAGAUGCACUUACCAACCUGACGGUCCUCAGUAUGCAGAGCAACCGGCUGACCAAGAUGGAGGGUCUGCAGAGCCUGGUGAACCUUCGAGAGCUGUACCUGAGCCACAACGGCAUCGAGGUCAUCGAGGGCCUGGAGAACAAUAACAAACUCACGAUGUUGGACAUUGCAUCAAAUAGAAUCAAAAAGAUUGAAAACGUCAGCCAUCUAACAGAGCUACAGGAAUUCUGGAUGAACGACAAUCUCCUGGAGAGCUGGAGCGACCUGGACGAGCUGAAAGCAGCCAAGAGCCUGGAGACGGUGUACCUGGAGCGGAACCCCCUGCAGAAGGACCCCCAGUACAGGCGGAAGAUCAUGCUGGCCCUGCCCACCGUGCGGCAGAUCGACGCCACCUUCGUCAGGUUCUGAGUCCGGCUGGCUCCUCGCCCGGUCCCUCUCGACAAGAACGUCCCAGCCACGGUUUUUAUCCACUCGCUCCUCGAGCCGUCGCUCUCUCAGCAGUCACAAACCCAAUGGCAAUAAAAAGGCACUGAGUGAUGA
Molecule: messenger RNA, 1330 nt
Organism: Canis lupus familiaris (dog)
Lineage: Eukaryota; Metazoa; Chordata; Mammalia; Carnivora; Canidae
Gene: PPP1R7
Product: protein phosphatase 1 regulatory subunit 7
Exons: 10
Coding region: 104-1198 (364 amino acids)
Molecular function (GO): protein binding
Source: RefSeq, a predicted model, not a curated record